This is a messenger RNA of Sinocyclocheilus anshuiensis, 1367 nucleotides long. NCBI's taxonomy places the organism in Eukaryota, Metazoa, Chordata, Actinopteri, Cypriniformes, Cyprinidae. The record is from RefSeq and is a predicted model, not a curated record.
AUCGGCUCCAGUAGAAGUGAGCGCGCGGAGAGACGAGAACACAGAGCCCACUCAGGAAAUGCUUUAGGAAACACAUCUGAACGCGUUUUAGAAACCCGAUUUAUGACAAUGUCGAAGGAUCUUGUUGUCCAGUUUGGUGUGUUUCACGCCUUACUGUUCCCAGGAGUCUUUGGUUUUGUUCCUUCUCCAACAAACGUCAGUGUUGUUUGUCACAAUUUUGUGAAUGUCCUCUUCUGGAACUACAGUAACCCAACUGAACAGCUGAAAUUUGGCGUAAAGGUUGAACCUUAUGAAAGUGCUUCCCAAACAGUUGACACCCCUCAGACGUACCUUGAUAUCAGCAGCUACAGCAGAGAUGCGGAUGACGAUUACUUUGUGUUCGUGACGGCACAUGAUGGGCAAGAGAAAUCAGAAAACGUCUCCAUUAGAUUCACCUACAGCAAAGACUAUUUUGAUGAGAAAAAACAUAAAUAUAAAUGCUCUUUGGACUUUCCAGCUGUAAAUACAUCUGUCCACAAAGAUGUGAUUGAAGUGUCCUUUCAGCACCCGUUCAUGCUUCAUAAGCAAGACAUACUGAAUGAAGAAUUUAUGUACACAGUCACACAUGAUGAGCAAAAGGUUUUAUACUCAUGUUUUGAGGAUGAGGAGCUGUGCACUGCAGAAAUCCACUUCAACCAAAGCACAGCUGGACAGUGUGUUGAGCUGAAGCUUGAAGGGAUGAUUGCUGGUAUUCCUUCAUAUACCUACAGAAAUGUUUGUGUCCCUCAGCAGACGCCUGAGACCGACAAAACGGGACUAAUCGCAGCUUUGCUAGGCGGAGGGACCAUUGUGCUCUUCAUUAUCAUGGGCUUUGUGUGGCUGCUUUGGAGGAAGUUGUCCAAAAUCCCCAUAAUUCCUGAAUUUUUGCAGAACAUUUUACCUGGCCAAUCUCCUACAACCCAACCAGAGCCGAACGCUAUUUCCCAAAUGACACCUCAGGGACACACACCCCUACUGACAGAUGAGAUUUUUAGCUAUGGUUCUCCCUCCAUUUCCCCAACUGAGAAAGACUGCAAAGUAAAUGCUAUCCUUGAUGACACAGUAGUGGUUCUAACUGAGGUUUCUGAAGUGGACAUGGAUUGUGAAGACUCUGAAGGCUUUGGCAGGUCGUCUGACUAUGACAGUCCCAAAUUCCUGCAGGAGAUGAGUCCAGGGGACAUUACUGAGGGAUACGGCCCUCGACCACCAGUGAUUUAGGUCUGAACCUGUGUAAGAACGACACUUGUUCACACCAAGUCAUUGUAAUCAAUUUUGGUCCAUUAACAAUUUCACACACUGAUCAUUUGAAAGACUUUUUUUUGCCAUUAUUUUGUGUUCUCUGUCAUCGC